AUGCUGCAAGUACUCCCAACCACAUCGCCUAUUAAGAAGCUUGAUGCUAUGGCUACGCAAUUGGUCGCAUCUCUUAACCUUGACCAAGCACUGCCCAUAACUACGGAAGCGUUGCGUGGAGCAUGCAGCGCUAGAUGGAGGAAUGUUCUUGAAGGCCAACCCCAAGCAGGACGGUGGUGGCGUGAAUUAUCCCUGGCGGCGCCAGACGGUAUCGACACUAAGGCAACCUUUGGGUGGAUUGACGACUCGAAGACGGUCGUGAGUGUUCAUGUGGAAAACGUCAUCAUGAACGUCAGGGCAAACUGCAUACCUACUAGAUCGUUCCCGAAGCGCCAACGAGACCCGAACUGCCGCGUCUGUGGAAGGACUGAUGAGUCCAUAACCCAUCUCCUGACAUCUUGUGUAGCCCUUCAACAUGCUGAGUACCUGCACCGACAUAAUGCUGUGGCCAAGGUCAUCUACAGCAAUGCCUUAGAGCUCCUCGGAUUCAAGAUGCAGGAGGAGUACUGGACGUGGACGAGGCCGCCAUCGAUGACGCAUGGGGAGAAGAGAGUGUUAUGGGACCAGAACAUCCCCACGCCGAGGAGAGUUGAGCAUUCAAGGCCUGACCUGCUAAUCCGCAACGGCAAACGGAUAGUCGUCUGCGAGAUAGGCGUAACGUCUGACAGCAACGUCGUCCAGAAGGAGCGAGAGAAGAAACUCCGCUACCAACCAUUGCUUCGGGAACUGCAGCAACUCCAUCCCGACUGCACCAUACAGCUCUUG
Perkinsus marinus ATCC 50983 is the source of this 765-nucleotide messenger RNA. RefSeq lists its product as hypothetical. The annotation marks the transcript as partial. The transcript has a single exon. Lineage: Eukaryota; Perkinsozoa; Perkinsida; Perkinsidae. The record is from RefSeq and is a predicted model, not a curated record.